Molecule: messenger RNA, 1065 nt
Organism: Uloborus diversus
Lineage: Eukaryota; Metazoa; Arthropoda; Arachnida; Araneae; Uloboridae
Product: G-protein coupled receptor moody-like
Exons: 4
Coding region: 1-1065 (354 amino acids)
Biological process (GO): G protein-coupled receptor signaling pathway
Cellular component (GO): membrane
Molecular function (GO): G protein-coupled receptor activity
Source: RefSeq, a predicted model, not a curated record
AUGAAUCAAAGUCUUGAGCAUCCAUUUUGGGACAAUCGACCAUCAAGUACGUCAUGCAUCUUUGCAGCCUGUUUUUCUAUAUUUUUCAUCCUCGUCGGAUGUGUCGGCAAUGGACUGACGAUCCUGGCUCUACCAAGGUGUCGACGUCUGAGAAACGCGACAACAACUUUCGUCGUCAGUUUGGCAAUUGCAGACUUUUUGUUUUGUAUCGUCUGUCUCCCGCUCACUGCCACACGUUACAUUUAUGAGGAAUGGAUUCUGGGUCCUCAGAUGUGUACUUUGUUUCCGUUUUUUUUCUACGGCAACGUUGCUGCUUCUCUCAUGUCGAUGACAGCGAUAACAUUCAACAGGUUUGUGCUGAUCAAUUGUUAUCCUGUGUAUAACAAGAUUUACAGUAGAUUGAAUGUGGCAUUUAUGGUCGCUACCUGUUGGAUUUUCAGCUACGCCAUCCUUCUGCCAACAUUAACAGGCUACUGGGGCCGAUUUGGCUACGAUGAAGCAUCCUUUUCUUGCACGAUCUUGAAGAAUAAAGACGGGAAAUCGCCUAAAAAAUUCCUGUUUUCUUUUGCCUUUCUUCUGCCAACAGUGACGAUCGUGCUGUGCUAUUCCUGUAUAUUUUAUAAAGUCCGGAGCAGUGCUCUAAAAGUCCUGUCCCAUGAUACGCCUGGAGACAAACGAAAUUCCAGGUUUCUACCACGGAAGCGGGAUGACAUCCGAGUCACUUGUACCAUGCUUGCGAGCUUUUGUACUUUCCAAAUCUGUUUUCUUCCUCUGCUGAUUAUGAACGUUUUCGAAGAAGAUAUCAGGUAUCCCAUACUGCACAUUCUGGCCUCUGUUCUUGCAUGGAUGUCUGCUUGCUCCAACCCCUUCAUUUAUGUAUUAUUGAACAAGCAUUACAGAGAAGCAUACUUUCAGUUACUUUGCUCGUGGAAGGUUCUCAAGGCGAAUAGAAGUGUUCAGGAAAACGGAACAUUCGAUUCUUCAAGGGCACAUCAGUUACGAACAGUUUAUGGUGAAGAAAGCAAAGAAUCUCAAUUAUCUGUUUCCAGAGAUGUUGCUAUGUAA